Messenger RNA from Erinaceus europaeus (western European hedgehog), 630 nucleotides. Its product is annotated as small nuclear ribonucleoprotein Sm D2-like. Gene Ontology annotation, cellular component: catalytic step 2 spliceosome; U1 snRNP; precatalytic spliceosome. The record is from RefSeq and is a predicted model, not a curated record. Gene Ontology annotation, biological process: RNA splicing; spliceosomal snRNP assembly. NCBI's taxonomy places the organism in Eukaryota, Metazoa, Chordata, Mammalia, Eulipotyphla, Erinaceidae. The transcript has 3 exons. The coding region runs from base 73 to 630 and encodes 185 amino acids.
AUGGCAUUCUCACUCCCGGAGUGGCACAAGGCAGAGAGACUGGGCUGAGCUGAGAGUGCCGUGGCCACCACCAUGAGCCUCCUCAACAAGCCCAAGAGCGAAAUGACCCCAGAGGAGCUGCAGAAGGGGGAGGAGGAAGAAUUUAACACGGGCCCGCUCUCAGUGCUCACACAGUCGGUCAAGAGCAACACGCAGGUGCUCAUCAACUGCCGAAACAACAAGCAGCUGGGCCACGUGAAGGCCUUUGACAGGCACUGCAACAUGGUGCUGGAAAACGUGAAGGAGAUGUGGACGGAGGUCCCCAAGAGCAGCAAGGGCAAGAAGAAGACCAAGCCCGUGAACAAAGACCGCUACAUCUCCAAGAUGUUCCUGUGUGGGGACUCAGUCAUCGUGGUCCUGCGGAACCCGCUCAUCACUAGCAAGUGGCGGCCUCCUGCUCAACUCCCAACCCCACCAUACAUAGGAAGAAAAGUGAAAGAUGCUAUAGGAAGUGGUGAACAAGACAGAGAGGAUACGAAGAGCCUAGAGUGUAGAGGUGGCUGGGAGACGACCACAGUCAUCCAGUCCAUGGGUAUCAGUGUGAGCCUGGAACAUGGCGGUACAGGUGGCAGUGCAGGCACAGAAAAUUGA